This is a messenger RNA of Ramularia collo-cygni, 1647 nucleotides long. RefSeq lists its product as uncharacterized. Lineage: Eukaryota; Fungi; Ascomycota; Dothideomycetes; Mycosphaerellales; Mycosphaerellaceae. The coding region runs from base 1 to 1647 and encodes 548 amino acids. The transcript is spliced from 4 exons. The record is from RefSeq and is a predicted model, not a curated record.
AUGGCCGCCCAACUCCUCGAACUCAGCCACGAGCUCCUGCACUGCAUCUUCAUCGAAAUCCUCCCCUCCGACCUCGCCUCUUUGACGGCAAGCUGUCGAACCUUGCACUCAUACAUCAACGGCAACAGACUCCUGCACAAAGAUCUCUACAUUCGACGCUACGACCCACCACCCGAAGAUACAGAUUGGGAAAGCGCCCUGCACAGCAACGUCCAAUUGGAAAGACUGCUGGUCUGUUCAUCCCGCCCGACCAAAAAGGCACACUUGGGGGUUGUAGCAAAAGGAGUAGAAAGACUCGUGGCCACCGCCGCGAAAGAUGCUGCACAGAGUCGGAAUAUCUCCCUCCUGAGCGAGGCAUUCCACGACACGGACAAUAUUGAUACAUUUCUCUGUUCCAGCUCGCUGUUCGAUCGAGCGGGGAAUGAUUUACAAUCACCCGCGGAGACGGAAGAAUUGCGACAAGCGAGUGCGAAGUUACAUUGCUUGUAUGGCGUGCCGAUUGAUGUCCUGCCUUCAGCGAGCACGUUCACGAGUCUGUUGCUCACGCAUCUGAAUGGUGUGACGGGAGGCUCAGCGACGAUCACGCUGAGUAGAAUGGAGGAUGGCAGUUCUUCUUCUGCGGGAGGACCGCCUUCGGCAUGCACGAGAGCGGCGACGAGACCGUUGGUGACGCAUACUUUUGCGAGGAGUAAAGUUUAUGAUUUGCGAGAGUAUUCGGAAGGAUCGCUGUGGGGACCUUUUCAUGGGGAUGGGUCGAUGCGAGUGGAUUGGGAGAAGGUGGAGGCGAUUAUGAUUGUGUUGGGGUUCAAUUUGAGAAAAUUUGCGGAUCGGAGUGGAGGGAGGUUCCCAAGGGUGUGGGAGGAUGCGUUUGUGGGUGCUACGGCAGGGUCAUAUCGGUCGCCGGGGAAGAUUACUGCAUCCGAGGAGGAAGGUGAUCGAGAAGAGGAGGAGCUGGAGCCGGAAUUGAAGCGAGUGAGGGAUCUGGCGUUGGAUUUGGAUUCCCGAGAUCCGUAUGGUGUGAGUGGGAGUUGGAUGCGAGUCGUGUGUUUUUUGGACUACAAUGAUCUCUAUACCUUUAAUUUCACCGACCGGCUUCCGGAUGGAGAGCGCAGGGAACCGAUUGAUACGGAGGAAGCCAUCCGACUGAUCCGCAUCAAGCUGCAAGUCACCCGCAUCGACCCACCCGGCACCCCAAUCGACGACGACGACAGCGAAGGCGAGGCAAACUACAGUGAUGAUGAAGAAUGGGGCGACGAGCCAUCCCCACACAGUCAGCAGGAUCUCUCCGGGGAAGAUUGGAGCAAUUUCCACGGCGAGAGAUUACCCAUUGUGCAUUUCCGCGGGACGAGUAGGAGUUUACACGCGAGUUGGGAUCCGAAUGCCAAUUCGAGGAUUCGUGGGACCGUGAGACAGACUCCUGAGGGGGAGAUUCGAUGGACUACGUUUUCCAUUUUCCAUGGCGAGGAGAGGUGGAGGAGUGAGGGGGUGCAGGUUGGUGGGGUGGGGAGUGCGAGGGGCAUUUUGGGGAAUUGGUUUGAUAAGGAUUUCGAUGAUCAUGGACCUGCGGGACCGACUGCUUUCUGGAAGGAGAGCGAUGAGUUGGGGGAGGACAAGGGCAGGAUGAGCUGGUUGCCGAGUUUCGGAUGA